This is a messenger RNA of Gracilinanus agilis (Agile Gracile Mouse Opossum), 3972 nucleotides long. It is a transcript of the gene CUX1, whose product is annotated as cut like homeobox 1. The record is from RefSeq and is a predicted model, not a curated record. Gene Ontology annotation, molecular function: DNA binding. Bases 1 to 3972 code for a protein of 1323 amino acids. The transcript has 23 exons. NCBI's taxonomy places the organism in Eukaryota, Metazoa, Chordata, Mammalia, Didelphimorphia, Didelphidae.
AUGGAGCACCUCCUAGAUAACUGCUGUACAGUCAGAGCUGCAGAGAAUGCAGCCUCCAUAAGAUCCGCAGUGGACGAGGCCAAGAAUCCAGCCUUCCCAGCUCCGUCCUGUGAGGUCAUCUGUAGGGAGCUCGAUGCUACAGCAACAGUAUUGGCCAACCGACAAGAUGAAAGUGAGCAGUCUCGGAAGAGGCUCAUUGAACAAAGUCGAGAGUUCAAGAAAAACACUCCAGAGGAUUUACGCAAGCAGGUAGCUCCUUUGUUGAAGAGUUUCCAAGGAGAGAUUGAUGCACUGAGUAAAAGAAGCAAAGAAGCCGAGGCAGCCUUCUUGAAUGUCUAUAAGAGAUUAAUUGAUGUCCCAGAUCCGGUCCCAGCUCUGGACCUCGGGCAGCAGCUCCAGCUCAAGGUCCAGCGGAUGCACGAUAUUGAAACCGAAAACCAGAAGCUAAGGGAGACUCUGGAGGAAUACAACAAAGAAUUUGCUGAGGUGAAAAAUCAAGAGGUUACGAUAAAAGCACUUAAAGAGAAAAUCCGGGAAUAUGAGCAGACCCUGAAGAACCAGGCGGAGAACAUCGCUCUGGAGAAGGAGCAAAAGCUGCAGAAUGACUUUGCAGAGAAGGAGAGAAAGUUGCAAGAAACACAGAUGUCUACCGCCUCUAAGCUGGAGGAAGCCGAGCAGAAAGUCCAAACUUUACAAACAGCCCUGGAAAAAACUCGGACAGAAUUAUUUGACCUGAAAAGCAAAUACGAUGAAGAAACGGCUGCCAAGGCCGACGAGAUCGAGAUGAUCAUGACCGACCUGGAGAGAGCGAACCAGAGGGCAGAGGUGGCUCAGAGAGAAGCGGAGACCUUAAGGGAACAGCUCUCGUCAGCCAACAAAUCCCUCCAGCUCGCUACUCAGAUCCAGAAGGCCCCCGAUGUGGAGCAGGCGAUAGAGGUACUGACCCGCUCCAGCUUGGAAGUGGAACUGGCCGCCAAGGAGCGCGAGAUCGCCCAGCUCGUGGAGGACGUCCAGCGGCUCCAGGCCAGCCUGACGAAGCUCCGAGAGAACUCGGCCAGCCAGAUCUCGCAGCUCGAGCAGCAGCUCAGUGCCAAGAACAGCACCCUCAAACAACUGGAAGAAAAACUGAAGGGCCAGGCCGACUACGAGGAGGUGAAGAAGGAGCUCAACAUCCUGAAAUCCAUGGAAUUUGCCCCAUCGGAAGGCGCUGGGACACAGGAUGCGUCCAAGCCACUGGAUGUCUUGCUGCUGGAGAAGAACCGCUCUCUGCAGUCGGAGAACGCCACCCUGCGCAUUACCAAUAGUGACCUGAGCGGGUCAGCCAGGAGAAAAGGGAAAGACCAGCCUGAGAAUCCGCGCCCUGGAGCUUUGCCGGCCUCCCCUCCUUCUCAGUUGCCCCGCAACCCAGGGGAGCAGGUUUCCAAUACUAAUGGUACCCACCAGUUCUCACCAACGGGUUUAAGUCAAGACUUUUUCAGCUCAUCCCUGGCAAGCCCCAGCCUCCCCCUGGCUUCUACAGGAAAAUUUGCACUAAACUCUCUCCUCCAGCGACAGCUAAUGCAGUCCUUCUACUCCAAGGCCAUGCAGGAAGCCGGAAGCACAAGCAUGAUUUUUCCAACAGGUCAAUACAGCACAAACUCCAUCCCCUCCCAAAGUCCAUUACAACAAAGCCCCGACGUAAACGGGCUGGCCCCGUCCCCCAGCCAGUCCGAAGGCGCCGGCAGCGUCUCCGAAGGCGAGGAGAUGGACACGGCCGAGAUCGCGCGCCAAGUGAAAGAGCAGCUGAUUAAGCACAAUAUCGGACAGCGCAUAUUUGGACAUUAUGUCUUGGGCCUGUCGCAAGGCUCCGUGAGCGAGAUCCUGGCCCGGCCAAAGCCGUGGAACAAGCUGACCGUGCGCGGCAAGGAGCCCUUCCACAAGAUGAAGCAGUUCCUGUCAGACGAGCAGAACAUCCUGGCUCUCCGGAGUAUCCAGGGCCGACAAAGAGAAAAUCCAGGCCAGAACCUGAACAGACUAUUUCAGGAAGUGCCGAAGCGAAGAAAUGGGUCCGAAGGUAACAUCACGACUCGGAUCCGAACCACUGAGACUGGCUCCGAUGAAGCCAUCAAGUCAAUUCUGGAGCAAGCCAAAAGGGAGCUCCAAGUACAAAAGACAGCAGAGCCAGCCCAGCCGUCCUCGGCCUCGAGCAGCGGGAACUCCGACGACGCCAUCCGCUCCAUCCUGCAGCAAGCGCGCCGGGAGAUGGAGGCCCAGCAAGCGGCCCUGGACCCUGCCUUAAAGCCGCCGCCCCUGUCUCAAGCGGACGUGUCCAUCCUCUCCCCCAAAAUCCUCAGCACGUCGCCGAUGUCCUCCGUGUCCAGCUACUCUCCUCUGGCCAUCUCGCUGAAGAAGCACUCGGCGGGGGCGGACGCCAGCCUCUCUGCUCUGCAGAACCUCUCAGGUCUCAAGAAGGAGUCCCAGGAGGGCGCCGUGCUGGAGCUCCACGGGGUGGCCGACGCCGCGCAGGGCGUGCUGCGACACGUCAAGAACGAGCUGGGCCGGGGUGGGGUCUGGAAGGACCACUGGUGGAACACUGUGCAGCACGAGCGGAGGAACGCAGCUCCCCCCGAGGAGGCCAAGGCCGAGGAGGCCGGCGGCGCCAAGGAAAAGGCCGGUGGUGGCGGCCAGCCCCGGCCCGAGCGCGGCCAGCUCCAAGGACCCUCGUCCUCCGAGUACUGGAAGGAGUGGCCCAGCGCAGAGUCUCCCUACUCGCAGAGCUCGGAGCUGAGCCUGACGGGGGCCAGCCGCAGCGAGACCCCCCAGAACAGCCCUCUGCCCUCCUCCCCCAUCGUCCCCAUGUCCAAGCCAUCCAAGCCCUCCGUCCCUCCGCUGACCCCGGAGCAGUACGAGAUCUACAUGUACCAGGAAGUGGACACGAUCGAGCUGACACGCCAGGUCAAGGAGAAGCUGGCCAAGAACGGCAUCUGCCAGAGGAUCUUCGGGGAGAAGGUUUUGGGCCUCUCACAGGGCAGCGUCAGUGACAUGCUGUCAAGGCCGAAGCCGUGGAGCAAACUGACCCAGAAGGGCCGCGAGCCGUUCAUUCGGAUGCAGCUGUGGCUCAACGGCGAGCUGGGGCAGUGCGUCCUGCCGGUGCAGGGCCAGCCGCCAGGACAAGUCCUCCACUCGGUGACGGCGAUGCAGGACUCCCUCCAGCAGGGCUGCGUGAGCUCAGACAGCACUCCAAAGACCUCCGCCAGUUGUAGCCCUGCCCCGGAGUCGCCCAUGAGCUCCAGCGAGUCCGUGAAGAGUUUGACCGAGCUGGUCCAGCAGCCGUGCCCGGCCAUCGAAACGAGCAAGGACGGGAAAGGCCAGGACCCCGGGGAGCCCCCCGCCUCCGACUCCCAGCCCACGACGCCGCUGCCGCUCUCCGGACACUCGGCCCUCAGCAUUCAAGAACUGGUCGCCAUGUCUCCGGAACUGGACACGUACGGCAUCACCAAGAGGGUCAAGGAGGUGCUCACAGACAACAACCUCGGUCAGCGCUUGUUUGGGGAGACAAUCUUAGGGCUCACCCAAGGCUCCGUCUCAGACCUUCUCGCUCGCCCCAAGCCCUGGCACAAGCUCAGUUUAAAGGGAAGGGAGCCCUUCGUCCGGAUGCAGCUGUGGUUGAAUGACCCCAACAACGUGGAAAAGUUGAUGGACAUGAAGCGGAUGGAGAAGAAAGCCUACAUGAAGCGGAGGCACAGCUCGGUGAGCGACAGUCAGCCCUGCGAGCCGUCCUCCGUGGGCCUCGACUACAGCCAGGGCGCCAGCCCGCAGCCCCAGCACCAGCUGAAGAAGCCCCGCGUGGUGUUGGCCCCGGAAGAGAAGGAAGCUCUCAAGCGGGCCUAUCAGCAAAAGCCAUACCCAUCACCAAAAACCAUCGAGGAGCUCGCCACCCAGCUCAACCUGAAGACCAGCACCGUCAUCAACUGGUUCCACAACUACAGGUAG